Symbiodinium sp. CCMP2592 is the source of this 3945-nucleotide messenger RNA. The record is from the annotation of a GenBank genome assembly. Lineage: Eukaryota; Dinophyceae; Suessiales; Symbiodiniaceae.
AUGGAUGCGGAGAGUUCAGGGGGAACCAAAAAGCGAGGUGCGCCGGAAGGAGGAGAAGGCCUCAGCCUCGAUGCGAUUCGUGAGGUCAUCAAGGGGGAGAUCUCCCAGUCCGUCAACAGGCGAAUGGACACAGUGGAAGAAAAAGUGGGGAAGCAACUGGAACGUACUCUGGAGAAGCUGGCAGCCAUGACCGACACGCAAGCAGAACAAGGCCGGGCCAUCGCCGCAGUCCAGGCGGAGCAGAAGGACACAGGGGGAAGGCUGGCACAGCUCGAGCAAAAGGUUCACCAGCUACAGCUCCAUGGAGGCAGUUCCACAGCGGACACCGAAGGGGGAAUGAAGCAACCCGCCCUCAUACUGGGGGGAUGGCCGGAUGAUUCUCCGGCCUCAGAAACAUUGGAGAAGGCCAAAGAUAUGAUGAAGCAGCUGCGGGUAGAUCUUGACAUGGAGGCAGCCUUCUGCCCUGGCAUCCGCAGGGGAUACGUCAUCAUCCCGUACAAGGCCAGACCCAAUGAAACGGGGGGGGAGCUACGCGACAGACUGCAGCAAGCCCUGCGCCGCGUCAGAACGGCCAACAUUGCCAUGGCCCGCAAAGACGACGGGAGCAACAAGUACCUUUGGAUGCAGAUGUCCCAGUCUCCAGAGCGUCGCCGCCGAGCACACCUAGCAGGCAAGGUGAAACGCCUCAUCCUCUCAGCUGCAGGGGGACCAGUCCAUGGCCUUGAAGUCGAGUGGCCUACGGGCACCGUUUGGUGGAACGCAACGAGGGUGUGCACGGCCACCACAACACUGGGACCUCAUGCCGAGCAAGCGGGGGCUGGAUGGGUCGACCUUCACGCCAUUGCCGCCGGCCUGGGAGAAGAACCCACGGGGAGCACAGAAGGCAGCGACCGGGAAGAUCCGUCGCCAGAGCCACAGAGCACUUUCGUACCCCUCAAGGGGGUGGACUGUUUUCACCUGGCAACCUGGAACGUGGGCGGCCUUACUGCCGAUGGCACGCUUGACCUGCUGCGCACGUUCGGGGGAGCGAAACACCUUUGCAUGUUGCACGUGAUCAUGUUGCAGGAGAUCAUCACCAAUGCUGGUAAGUGUUUUAAAGAGAAGUGGGGAUGGAAGAUGGUUUAUGGGAAGCAAGAAGGAGAGUUCAGAGGAGAGGCCAUCGCGUUCAGAACAGACGUGGCGUCGCACACUCAGUCGACAGUCACCUCAGGAGCAGUGAGUACAGUCUUGCGUCUGCACACAAGUGAGAAGUGGGGACUGUUGAGUGGACAUAUCCCACACCACGCCACCAUCCCGGAAGUGGACACCAUGCUACAUCACUGGGGAGACCAGCCCGCCCUAAGAACCCCCAAAGCAGCAAUCGGGACGGACGCCAACGAGCAGUUUGCAGAAAGCCGAAUCACGCCGACCACCACACAAGCACACACAGGCAGAGGGGAGACCGUGCUCAACUGGAGCACACACCAUGGUUUCCGACUACCGCCACAAGCUAUGAACCAGCCCAGCUAUUACCCCUACAACACACGCCACGACCCCAGCCGACUGGACUACAUCAUGAUACGAAAAGGCUACUGCUUACAAGCAGGGCCCAUCCCAGCCAGAGACAUGGCCAGCUCGGACCACGAGCCAAUCCUAGCCCAACUCCGUGCCAAAGUGAAGAAACUAGCCAAGACUGUCCGCCAAGGGGGAGUGCGCCACCUACACCCGCCACCGGGGACCAGCAUCCCAGACUACCUGGACGAGCAAGCGGCCACAGCACCGGCAGACCGCCACCACCAGAUUGCCACGGUGUGCCAAGCGAUCACCAAGCCCGGAAGGGGGGACACCCGACCCUUCUGCGAAAGCAGCACGCUGCGCACACUCAGGCGCCAGGCACAACAAACACCACCGGGGGCGGAACGCAGAGCAGCAUGGAAGGCAGUACAGCAACAACUCAAAGGGGAGAGAAAGCUGUACCUCCAACAGCUAGUGAAACUCGCUAGCACCAAAGACUGGCCGGCAUACCGAGCGCAACAACGACACACCAGCAAAGGGGACUGGAUAGCCCUGUUGCUAGAUGCGCAUGACUGGCAAUCUGCGCUCCUGGACCAUUUCUCCGCCAUCUUUGCCAAAGCCGACGGGGACGCGAAAGCAACAGCAUUCAAGCGAAUGCACCACCAACUCACCACAGCCUGCAAGCACACAGCCUGGCGACCCUUCACCCGACAAGAGCUCCUUAUCGUGAGCAGCAGAUGGGGGAAACACAAAAGCACAGGGGUUGACAACAUAGCCCACGAAGCCUUGCAACUGCUCAUUUUGCACCCCAUUUGGGGGGAAAGAGUCCUGGCAAUGCUCAAUGAGGCGCUCUACGUUGGCAAACUACCUGCCCUAGUCGAACGCGGGCUCACCAUUCUCCUUCCCAAAGGGGGGUGCCCAACGGGGUGGAGCGACACCAGACCGAUCACGCUCAGCAGUGCUGUACUUAAAACCAUCGCCCAGCUACUCCUCCUCAGGGGGACGCCGUGCCUGCAGCACCUCAACACCUACCAAUGGGCGGCACCACGCAGACAAGGAGUCGAACUGAUCCUCGUGCUCAGGAAAAUCGCCAGGAUGGGGGCGGACUGGGGCGGCGAUUUUUGGAUCAUCAAACUGGACCUACAAAAGGCGUUCGACUCUGUAGCCCAGGACAGUCUAGCCGAACUUGUGGCUACCGAAGUGGGGGGAACCAUGCCAUGGGAGGCGCGGUUGUGGCUUUCACUCCUUGACGCCCGCCGCAUCCAUGUCGCGAUAGGGGGGAGAGAAGUGGAGGUGGACCAAACCAACGGCGUUCGCCAAGGAAGCCCGGACUCCCCGGUGUUGUUCUCGGCCCGAGUGGGGGAACUGUUGGAGCGCACGCUAUCCACCACCCAGACCGAACCCAGGGGGGGAACCUUGCCUUUCCUUCCCCCCCCUCCCCACCAUGGCGGCUCCUUCAUGGACGACACAUACCUAUGGGGGGAAAAUCCAGCCCACUUGCAACUUACCCUCAACCACCUCGAGCGUCUCUUGCUACAGCAUGGACUGAGGAUCAACCCCAAGAAGACACACAUCAUCAGCAACAACCCCAAAAGCACAAUCACAUUCACCGUGGGGGGAGAAACAGUCACACCGGAUUCAGGGGACACCCCACUCAGAGUGCUGGGCUCACCGGUCAGCUUCAGAGGCAGCACACCGCAACUGGCAGCGGAAAUGGGCAGCCGAGCAAGAGCAGCUUUCGCCCAGAACCGGAAAGUCCUAACGGCGCCCACGCCACCCACACCAAGGCUGCAGCUACACGAGACCUUGGUCAGACAAACAGCACUCUACGGCUGUGAAACGUGGCAGCCACACGACACCCUACUCCGAGCAGCCAACACCCAACAACUCAGCCAGCUCCGCAACAUGACAGGUGGGGGACGGCGUCCAGGCGAACAGUGGCACGAAUGGAACACAAGAACCCUCAGACAGACCAGGGGGCUGCUCCACCGAACCAAGGGGGAAAGGUGGUCCACAUACAUUUUGCGCAUGAUCUGGCGCCUGUGGGGACAUGCAGUCAGAGGCGGGGGAGUGACACGAGACAUGCUUCUGUGGCGGGGGCUGGCCUUUUGGAGGACCGAGCAACGCAAACACCCCACACAGGGAGCAAGACACGCAGCAAGGUUCUGCAGCCAGAUGGACACAGAGAGGCAGAUCGCAGCAAUCGCAGGGGAACAAUGGCCGCAAGUAGCGCUAGACAGACAGCGGUGGCACCAACUCGAGCAAGCCUUCGUCGAACGCUACGACCCCCCCUGGGCCAGCGGCAAGCAACCACAGCUCACCAACCUGGCACCGGGGAGAACCGCACGCAACAACACACGUCACAGAGCACUGCCAGCAACACGCCGACACCACAAUACAGCCAUCCAAGUUGACACGCAGCGACCGCGAAUGACCCUACCACAACCGUGA